This is a messenger RNA of Fonsecaea pedrosoi CBS 271.37, 195 nucleotides long. RefSeq lists its product as uncharacterized. Lineage: Eukaryota; Fungi; Ascomycota; Eurotiomycetes; Chaetothyriales; Herpotrichiellaceae. The transcript has a single exon. The record is from RefSeq and is a predicted model, not a curated record. The coding region runs from base 1 to 195 and encodes 64 amino acids.
AUGGCCCUGACAAUCGACGUGAUCGGCGAGGUGAUGCUGGGGAAAGAAUUUCGACUCUCAGCGCCAACCGAACGAGUUGACAAUGCACUUCAAAAAAGCGGUCUCCUGGGCAGGACCGAGCGUGCACGUCAUUUCUUGGAAUCUAAGCAGGCCUUGCAAAUGGUGGCAUUGCGUGCAACAGGACCGAAUCAUUGA